CCAAGUGGCGUCUCAAUUGUCAAAGUGACGAAGACGAAGGUCUAGAAUGCGCGUCCCCGUACCCCUUGCCAUCAAGUAAGGUGAGGGACCUCCCUAGCCGACCAAGGGGUUCGGCCAACGGUCAUGACAUUCGAUCAUCAUCGGCGCGUGCUGGGUCAUAAACUGUUAUUAUUGUCCGGACACCAAAGCUGCGAAAAUGACCGACCGCGUCUCACAUAAAUGGACAGGAGAGCAGACUCGCCUUCUUAUCAAGUACAGGAGUGAGAAUGAGAAGUUGUUCACCAAAUCAAAGAUGGCAGCCAAGAUGCAGUGGCAGGUUUUUGUGAAGAACGCAGGCCUAGAGGGAAAGGUCACCGGGGUGCAGGCUUCAAAGAAGUGGGAAAACCUCAAGCAAAAAUACAAGGAGGUGAGAACACCCAAGACAGGGUCAGGAAACGAAAAUGGGGAGUACCAGUGGCAAUACUAUGAGGACAUGCAUGCCGUCAUGGCUGCUAAACAUUCAAUCGAGCCCCCUCUGCUGGGGGCAUCCCUGCCCUUGAGGGCACAAGACGAUACCCGCAAGGAUACUGAAGAGCCCUCCCCGGACUCAUCUGUCAACACAGAGUCAGGACAUGAGUCACCUACACCCAGCACCACAAAGAAGAAGAGGAAGGCAGAUACGGCAUUAGAGUUUCUACAAGAGAAGGUGGGUGAGGAGAAGAAGAGGUUUGAGCUCCAGGAGGCCAAGAUAGCGGAGCGUCAUGAGGAGAAUGCAGCCCUGAUGAGGCAGAUGCUGGCCAUCUGCAGGGAAAUGGGGACAGACAGGGUGACCACGGGGCCCAGCGACGGCCACUACCCGCGGGGGAGACGGAAUGGCGGAGACGGCCUCUGCCUAUCUAGCUAA
Molecule: messenger RNA, 883 nt
Organism: Engraulis encrasicolus (European anchovy)
Lineage: Eukaryota; Metazoa; Chordata; Actinopteri; Clupeiformes; Engraulidae
Exons: 6
Coding region: 197-883 (228 amino acids)
Source: RefSeq, a predicted model, not a curated record